Serpula lacrymans var. lacrymans S7.9 is the source of this 1832-nucleotide messenger RNA. RefSeq lists its product as uncharacterized. The transcript is spliced from 16 exons. The coding region runs from base 51 to 1670 and encodes 539 amino acids. Gene Ontology annotation, cellular component: membrane. Lineage: Eukaryota; Fungi; Basidiomycota; Agaricomycetes; Boletales; Serpulaceae. Gene Ontology annotation, biological process: transmembrane transport; amino acid transport. Gene Ontology annotation, molecular function: transmembrane transporter activity. The record is from RefSeq and is a predicted model, not a curated record.
AUAAUAGAACGGUGGAGGAACUCAUCGACGAGUUUCCAAGUUCCCGAAAAAUGGAUACCCGUGAAAUCGCAGUUAAACAAGCAGACGAGGCCCUUCUCGCACAAUUGGGUUAUAAGCAAGAGUUCAAACGAGCUUUUACUCCCCUUGAGGUCUUCGGGAUAGCUUUCAGUAUCAUAGGAUUGCUCCCUUCUAUCGCGUCCGUUCUGUUCUAUGCUAUUCCAAACGGAGGGCCAGCGGCCAUGGUUUGGGGUUGGGCGGUUGCUAGUCUGUUCAUAUUAUGUGUAGGAAUGUCUAUGGCAGAGCUGGCGUCCGCAGCACCCACUUCUGGUGGUUUAUACUUUUGGACACACUCGUUAUCUUCUCCGCGCUGCCGGAAUCUUCUUGCGUGGGUUGUUGGAUACUCUAACACGAUUGGAUCGAUUGCCGCAGUAGCUUCUAUUGACUGGGGAUGUGCAGUGCAAGUGACUGCAGCGGCCAGCAUCGGAUCCAACCAAGCAUAUGUCGCAACUAAUGCACAGACUUACGGCGUUUUCGCUGCUAUAGUUUUCACGCACGCCAUUAUCUGCUGCUUUGGGACCUCUGUUCUUGCGCGAUUGCAAACUGUUUAUGUUAUCCUCAACGUCUGCUUGUGCCUGGCAGUUAUCAUUGCUCUUCCCGCGACAACGCCUGCCGAAUAUAAGAACACUGCGUCGUAUGCGCUUGGAAACUUUUCCAACAUCAAUGGCUGGCCCGAUGGCUAUGCCUUUAUUCUUAGCUUUCUUGCUCCACUAUGGACUAUUUGUUCGUUCGAUUCCAGUGUGCACAUUAGCGAGGAGGCUUCCAACGCCGCAACGGCAGUCCCCUGGGCUAUUGUAAAUGCCAUUGGUAUUGCAGGUAUUCUUGGAUGGGCCAUCAAUGUCGCUCUCGCAUUUUGCAUGGGGACAGACCUGGAAGGUCUCCUCAAUAGCCCUAUCAAUCAACCCAUGGCGCAGAUAUUUUUCAACAGCUUUGGCCAGAAAGGGACUUUGGCUCUCUGGGCAAUUGUUGUCUUGGUACAGUAUAUGAUGGGCUCUAGUAUGCUUCUAGCUGCAUCACGACAAUCAUUCGCUUUUGCGCGAGAUGGUGCAUUGCCGUUUUCACGGUACCUGUAUCGCAUGAAUGGCUUUACUGAGACUCCUGUGAACACUGUCUGGUUUGUCGCCGUACUUGCGAUGAUUUUGGGCUUGCUUGUGUUCGCCGGAGCGCAGGCGAUCAACGCAGUCUUUGCAAUUUCAGUGACUGCAUUGUACAUUGCCUACAGCAUCCCGAUUGUAGCGAGGUUUGCUUUCACAAACAAAUUCAAACCGGGACCAUUCCAUCUUGGAAUCAUGAGCCUUCCGGUUGCUGUGAUCGCCGUGGCAUACAUGACAUUCAUGAAUAUUGUGUUCUUCUUCCCCACGACCCCCCAAACAACUGUGGCUGAAAUGAACUACACAGUCGUGGUGCUCGGUGGCACUCUGAUUCUCUCCUUGGCCUGGUACUACUUCCCUGUAUACGGUGGUGUACAUUGGUUUACUGGGCCUGUGGCGAAUGUGGACGGAGAAGAGGGUACAGUAAAAGGGGGGAGUGUGGGGGGCGACAGCUCUUCAGAGAGAGAGAAGAAGGCUGGAGAUGAGAUUGACACGAAGGAGGUGCCCGCCGAUAGCUCAUGAGGUAUUGCGAGAUCGUGUGGUUGUUAAGUUGCGAGAUAUAUGAGUUGUGGUUGUGUAUGGAUGUAAUUUUGCUUUCGGUUUCUAUCCAUAGAAUACAGUACUAAUUUAUGAUCUUGAGACAUGUUUACGAAGAUAACUAUAUUUUGUGUUCUCAUGUGACUG